GAAAAAUGGAUUGAACUAAUUGAUGGAAAGUGGAGUGAUGAAGAUUGGCUGGUAAUUAAUACUUCGAAAAUUUUAAUUACAAGUGAAAAAGUCUCAACAAGAAAUGCUAGAAACAGAAAUAAAGAGGGAAUGCUUGACAAACACAUUCAUAGAUGUGGAAACAAGUCACUUGCAAUUAGGGUGGAUGAGGCGAGACGGAAAAAUGGAAGUCAUAUUCUUAAGCUGGCACAAGUCUACUAUGAUACCCACUUCAAUUCAAAGACAAAACAGUGGGUACACCAUGAUUGUGAACAUACAUAUCAAGAGAUGUUGAGAGUACAAGAUGAGCAUUGUAACACUCCUGAAGCACAGCCUUUGACCGAAGAGGAGAUAUUUAUGAUGGUUCUUAAGCCGAGAUCCGGCUAUGUAAAGGGACUUGGCAUAAGGCCUUCCUCAUCUCUUAGGACUCCUGCCUCAUCUUCCUCAACUCAGUAUACUCAACAACUCGAGGGUCGAGUAGAAGAGCUCCAGGAUACAAACUACAAGCUAGAGGGCCGAGUAGAAGAGCUCCAAGAUGCAAACCUCAGGCCAGAGGAGAAGAUGGAUUGCAUCAUACAAUAUUUGAGGAGCAAGGGUGACAGUGACAUUUGUCAUAGUGGGGGGAGCUCAUCUACUUACUAGAACACACCUUGGUUAGUGUUUUAUUUUCCUGCUUAAGAGCAUUAGUAUUGGGACUUGUAUAUGGUAUAUGUUGCUAUAUUUUUGUAUAAAAACACAAAAACAAGCAUUACCUGGUCUUUCAAUUGUAAACAUUUUUACAAUUGUGCUAUAGUAACCUCUUAUAUGUAUGAGGGUACCGUAGCACAAUUGUGCUACAAUUGUGUUUUUUGUUUAAUGGUGGUGGUGGGUUUUUUGUU
Molecule: messenger RNA, 896 nt
Organism: Quercus lobata
Lineage: Eukaryota; Viridiplantae; Streptophyta; Magnoliopsida; Fagales; Fagaceae
Exons: 4
Coding region: 130-660 (176 amino acids)
Source: RefSeq, a predicted model, not a curated record